CAAACAGACCUCAUUCGCUGAGUGGCCGCUCCGUGAGAACAACAGGCUACCUCCCUCUGUCCUGUGAUGCUGCACAUCUAUGGGACAAGGGCUACAAAACCCCCAAUGAAUCUAACAAAGAGCCAUAAAAUCCACAUGGAAUCCUAAUUUGGGGGAACAUUGAAAAGACAGCACCUUUUUGUUAUCUGUAUAUGAUCAUUUUUUAACCGUAUAAGAUAUUUAUUGAAAAUUUACUCCUCAGACAAUAUUCUAAAGUGUUAAGAUAAGGAAGCUGAUGUUCCUCUGUAUUCAGACAAGAUCUCCCUCUUGGCUUGUAAGCUAUGUGGAAUAAAACAUGCACAUAACUAGAGGGGCUCGGUCCGACCCGCUGGCAGGUCUUUUCUCCAGCAGCAGCUCCACCGUGUCCUCAUGUGGCAGUAGAGUUAUUGACUGAUUCUUCAGCGCAGCCAGGGGCCAACAGAAGCUGCAUCUCCGGCCGCACCAUGACUUCAUCGGACAAUGACGAAACGGGGAGCGAUCUGUCCGAGUCUCUGGAGAUCCGUGAGCUCCAGGACCAGUAUACGAUGGACCCGGAGACCUGCUUCAAGUCCAAAAGCUUGCCCAUCCUGAACGGACCCUGUCCACCGGAUCGAAAGGCCGCCUGUGUGGCCGUGGAGGAGGCCAGCGAGCUCCGGUCCAAAACCCCAGACUCCAGUCAGGCGGAGACUCCCUCCUCCAGGAUGGACUUUUCCCCCUCGGCCUCCAGCAUGGUGGGACUCAGUAGCUCUCUACCCGUGGAGGGCCGCAGGGCCGCUGGCGGUAAAAAACUCGGUUUCUCUCUCACCCGCCUUAUCUGCAUCCCAGCCAGGAAGUAUGCACGGGUCAUCCUGAGGGACUCCCGCUGCUUCCUGUUCUGCAUGUGCUACCUGACCUUCAUUCAGUCCCUGAUGGUUUCGGGCUACCUGAGCAGUGUCAUCACCACCAUUGAGAAGCGCUACAGCCUGCGCAGCUCCGAGUCCGGCCUGCUGGUCAGCUGCUUCGACAUCGGCAGCCUGCUGGUGGUGGUCUUCAUCUCCUACUUCGGGGGCAGGGGCCAGAGGCCCCGGUGGUUGGCUGUGGGUGGUGUGAUCAUCGCCGUAGGGGCGGCGUUGUUUUCCCUCCCCCACUUUAUCUCGCCGCCCUACCAGAUCCAGGAGGUGAACUCCUCGAUGGGCCGCGAAGGCCUCUGUCAGACCGGCAACGGCAGUGGGCGCGAGCUCGACGUGGCUUCGUGCCCCCGCGACCAGGAAGGCAACGAGCACAACCUGUAUGUGACUCUGUUCAUAUGUGCCCAGAUACUUGUGGGCAUGGGGUCCACGCCGAUCUACACCCUGGGGCCCACCUACCUGGACGACAACGUGAAGAAAGAAAAUGCAUCUCUCUACUUGGCCAUCAUGUACGUGAUGGGAGCUCUGGGACCUGCAGCUGGCUACCUGCUGGGAGGCGUCCUCAUCGGCUUCUACGUCGACCCCAAAACGGUCGUGAACAUUGAUCAGAGUGACCCCCGCUUCGUUGGCAACUGGUGGAGUGGCUUUCUCUUGUGCGCCGUAGCCAUGCUUCUGGUCAUCUUUCCCAUGUUUGCCUUCCCCAAAAAGCUUCCCCCACGCCACAAAAAGAGGAAGAAGAAAAAGAUGGGCUCGCCCGGCGAUGUGUCCAGCGAUGACGAUGUGAUGAAGGAAAAGUCCAGUAGCAAAGACCAGAAUGUCUCCUCCUCCAUGGGCUUUGGAAAGGACAUCAAAGAACUCCCCAAGGCAGCCCUGAGGAUCCUCAGCAACACGACCUUCCUGUUCGUCAGCCUGUCCUACACGGCAGAGUGUGCCAUCGUCACCGCCUUCAUCACCUUCAUCCCCAAGUUUAUCGAGUCCCAGUUUGGUAUCCCCGCCUCCAGCGCCAGCAUAUACACCGGUUUGAUCAUCGUACCCAGUGCCGGGGUGGGCAUCGUGCUGGGGGGCUACAUCAUCAAGAAGCUGAAGCUCGGCGCCAGAGAGUCGGCCAAGCUGGCCAUGAUCUGCAGCGGGGUGUCUCUGCUCUGCUUUUCCACACUCUUCAUAGUGGGCUGCGAGAGCAUCAAUUUAGGAGGCAUCAACAUACCUUACACCACUGGUCCGACUCUUACGAUGACCCACAGGAACCUGACGGGCAGUUGCAACGUGAACUGUGGCUGCAGGAGCCACGAGUACGCUCCGGUCUGCGGCUCUGACGGCAUUACCUAUUUCAACCCCUGUCUGGCUGGAUGCAACACCGUGGGCAAUGAUAGCACCGGGAUUAGGAACUACACAGACUGCGGCUGUGUGCAGAGCAGACAGGUCAUCACCCCAUCCUCCGGCGGCCAGGUCAACCAGCUCCAACUGGUCAUCGUUAAAACCUACCUGAACGAAAACGGCUAUGCCGUUUCGGGGAAGUGUGACCGCACCUGCAACACCCUCAUCCCUUUCCUCAUCUUCCUCUUCAUUGUCACUCUUAUCACCGCUUGUGCCCAGCCCUCCGCCAUCAUCGUCACACUCAGGUCUGUCAAAGCACAGGAGAGGCCUUUUGCUCUUGGGAUGCAGUUUGUCUUGCUCCGAACUCUUGCUUACAUCCCCACGCCCAUCUACUUUGGCGCUGUGAUCGACACCACCUGCAUGCUGUGGCAGCAGGACUGCGGAGUGCACGGCUCCUGCUGGGAGUACGACGUCACCUCGUUCCGCUUCGUCUACUUUGGCCUGGCGGCCAGCCUUAAGUUUGUGGGCUUCAUCUUCAUCUUUCUCACCUGGUACUCGAUCAAGCAUAAGGAGGAUCGAGCGGAUCGCUGGCGCCAGCACCUGCCUCCUCUGGGCACAGUCAGCGACCUCAUCUGCCACGCCGGAGGUCACAAAAGCCACGCUCGCACCCGCUCCUGCCCCGUGUUCAUCCCGCCUCGGCCGGACCCGCCCGCCGCCCUGCUGCUCAACCGUGGCCACAGCAGCCUCAGCUGCCCCGGCAACGCCCUCAAAGCAAUAACCCCGCCCAUCCUGUUGCCACAUCACCACAGAGGCUCCGCCCGUGUCUGAGAGCACUCCAAGCAUCCCUCCGGGGGUCCAUUGUGACACGUGCCUUCCUGUUUGUGUUUCUUCACCACACAGUGUCUGCUUCCCACCAACGAGACGCCAGGCGGGGAUCCACAGCUGCCGCGGGACAUACGGGCAGAGACGCAGGUUGCAGCCACCAUAUUUAAAGGGCUGCUCAUUGUUGCUUGUGCAGGAGACUGACAAAUGUUCUUUCUUUCUGAGCAUAUCAUCAGCCACACACAAGCGUCCACACAGGAGGUCAGACGUCUGCUCGAAGGUUUCGGAUGAUGUAAAGACAUCACAUGGUGCUACUGUUAAAGAGCAGGGCAUUAAAAUCUCUGUACAGAUGAGUCAUCAACACAGCCUCUAAAGCACAACUGACAAACCUGUACUAUGCAAGAUCCUAUGUACAGCUCCUCCCUCCUCAGUCCUGUACAGCUCCCUCUGUACUACAUCUGUACCUCUUUCUUAUUCCCCGCUCAAUUGCUACGUUAUUGUCGGCUCGUUCAUAAUUCCAUUUCCCCUUCCAGUUUGAGCUGUGAACAUAUCAGCAACCUCUCUUGUAUUUGAGCCUUUUCCGGUGUCGUUUGGAUCAUAAGAAUUGAAGUGUUUUUUUUUUUCCCUUUUUUCUGCAACAGUGCCUCUCAGGCUGUCUUGGCCAGUCCAGUACACAAAGCUAGCUACCAGGGUACACGCUAGCUACUGAGAAGCCAGUCGCUGUCCUCUCAGUCGAGCGACGAUAUUCUGCUUUGUUGCCCUCCUCAGCUUCUGUGUUUGGGAACUGCUGUCACUGAACUCGAGUCUUUUGCGCCCGUCGGACGAAGCUCCUCGCCUUGGGCAAAGUAACCAUGUAGCUUAAAGCUGACCAAGCACCAAUGGUACAGUGUUUAAUGACUUCUAUGAAAUCUAUAUUUCAGUACACACCACGCUACUUUACUAUUAUGACGUGUAAUAAUUAGAAAGGUAACUCAUCUCUGACCAUGUGCUGACGCUACUGUAUGUCCAAAAGAUGUGAUUGUACUUGAAGCUGGAAAUGCGAUGGAGAUUUUAAAGAAUGUGGCAAAACCUCAACAAAUCUGACCGACAAACUUCUUCAAAGUUAAAUUAUUUGUAUCUUAUCUAUCUGCAACAAGAAAGGAAAGGAUGCAUCACUUUGGCUUCUCCAUUCUAAUGGUCAGAUGUACAUAGUAGUUAUCUAGUAGUCUAGGCUUUUAAGAAAGUAGUGCAGCGAGCAUGUAAAACAAUGAACUCCCUUUCUAGUGAUUGGAUGUUGAGUAUUCAGUUCCUGGGUGUUUGGGGCCCUCUAGUGGACAAAGAGGUGAUUGUGUGAAGGCCAGUGAAUGUUGCGGUUUGUCUGACUGUGCUAUGAAAGUCUUGGCUUAAAAGGUUAACUAUUAAACUAAUCUAAUAAAGUUAUUGUAUAAAUGAUUCUGAUUAGUUCGAUGCAGUGUAUACAUUUUAAAAGUUAACAUUUUGGGCCAAGAUUUGUGGUAUUCUGCCAGUUAAAGAUUAUCACGUGGUAAUGGCAGUAACUCAUAGUAUUAUCGUGACUUAGUACCUCAAAUUACAUAUUCAUAAGUGAUCGUUGUGUAAAUAUUGAGAAAUCAAAUGAAGCGUAUUAUUGAGCUCGCGCAUAGCUAGAAGCAUAUUUAUGAAUUUACCCAUGAUAUUGUAGCUUAAAAUGAAAAAAGGGUUGUAAAUGACUCACAGCUACAAAACAGAGGAUUUGUCUCGUGCCUGAACAGUAUUAUUCACACGGGAAGGGUCGAGUUCAUCGGGGGGGGGGGAAGAUCAUCUGUCCUGAUUCUCUACCAUUCCACGGCUUCAAAAAGAAGAAUAGCGACGUGGGGUUAUAGAUCGGGUCCCCUGCGGGUGUCACUAGAAAGACAAAUGGGACCCGUGCCGAGUCAUCUUACAAAUAAUAUUUAUUAUAUUCACUUCCCAAUGUGGCCGCUUAUGAAAUCUGUUCUGAUAAAAUACUAAAUGAACAUGUUUGAAUAAAAAUGUUUAAAAUUUAGAUUGAAGCUUUUAUCUAGACUUCCCUGCUAGAACAGUGCUAUACAGAGGAGGAUCAUUAUUGGACACCACUGUUACUGGACACCUACUUCCGUGUCCUGCUGUUCACAUGCCUGGACUACUACUGACACAUGACUUGGGGUUGACUGUAGAAGCUGUAUUCUGAAAGUCGAGCUCUGAUGGCUUUUGUUCCUCGGGAGCAGAGGUCUGAUUGAUGUUUGUCAACUCUUGGUUUACAAAUGCCUUGAAUACUUGAUUUGUCAUUAAAAAAAAAAAGAUAAA
Molecule: messenger RNA, 5342 nt
Organism: Anarrhichthys ocellatus (wolf-eel)
Lineage: Eukaryota; Metazoa; Chordata; Actinopteri; Perciformes; Anarhichadidae
Gene: slco5a1
Product: solute carrier organic anion transporter family member 5A1
Exons: 10
Coding region: 483-3047 (854 amino acids)
Biological process (GO): transmembrane transport; sodium-independent organic anion transport
Cellular component (GO): basolateral plasma membrane
Molecular function (GO): protein binding
Source: RefSeq, a predicted model, not a curated record